AUGAACUCAAUAUCCACUAACGCAUCCUUUACAGAUAUUCGAGUUGUUAAAAUAUACUUUAAGAUUCAUUACAAUGCGGAAUAUGGAUAAGCAAUUUACUUAUGUGGAGACGAUGAACGAUUGGGAAUUUGGGAUUCUACUAAAGCAAUUAGACUCUAAUGGAAUCAGAAUAAUGAAUGGACAACCUGUCUAAAAUUGCCCAGAAUUUGCAAAACUUUUGAAUAUAAAUUCCUUUUGAAUGAUUAUAAUAAUCCAUCUCCCUAAAAAGAAUUAUGGGAACCAGGGGAAAAUCGCAUAAUUACAAAGCAUUUAUUAUUGAAUGGCAAGAAAGGGGAGUACUUUAAUUGUAAUAAGGAGUAUUGGGGAUUUCGAACAAUUAAAUUGAAACUUAAUCACAAUUUAUAGCCUGGAGAACGGAUGAUGAUUAUAGGUUCAAUCCCAGAGAUUGGGUCUUGGAAAACACCUGUUUUAAUGAAGUAACAAUAGAAGAUUGAUAUAUUAACAUAAGAGCCUAUUCAACAAUGGUCCAUUUCAUUCAUUGUAAAUCCUCUAAACUUUUAUUUCCGAUACUAUUACGUGAUUCGUAACGAUGAGUCUGGCAACAUGAUUUGGGAGAGAGGGAAUGGCCGUUACCUUAAAACUGCUGAUCUUUCUUCAAUCAGAUAAGUCCUUGACCAAUUUGCACUCCAUCCUAUCAAAGUCAAAACUCAAAUCUAUACAGCUUUUGAGUCAAGGACACAAAAGAGGAACGGCUCAUUUUAGGCAACUAAGAUACCAAAAUCAAAGAUGAAACUCAAUAAUUAGGGAUAUUAAUUUGCAGACAAGGAGCCUUCAUUCUUUUAUUAUGAAGAGUUUGGGAGGUUGAAUAAAUUGGAUUGGAAUUUUGUAGUUCAAUUCUAAACGUAUGAAAUCAAUGAAAACAUCAUGAUUGGUCCUUAUCCUCAAAAUGAAUAGGACAUCCUAAUGUUGAAAUAGAAAUAGGUGAAGGCAGUUCUCAACCUAUAAACUCGGCUAGACAUGUUUCAUAGGGGAGUGAACUGGGAGUAGAUUGUGGAUGCUUAUAAGCGUUAGAAAAUAGUGAUGAAAAACUAUUAGAUCUUUGAUAUGGAUGCAGAGGAUUUUGAAAAAAAAUCAAAUAAGGCUGUGUAAAUUCUAAGGAAGUUAAUUAAUGAAUAUGAAUAUGUUUAUGUCCAUUGUACUGCUGGGAUAUGGAGGGCUCCUUCGAUAGUAGUACUGUACUUGAGUUCAAUUCUGAAGUAUGAUUUAAAAGAAGCAAUCGAAUUAGUUAAAUAAAAAAGAUAAUAGUUUUAUGUCAAUUAUUCAAUGCUAAAGAGAUCAUUGUAGAAGACACUUGUAUUCAACCAUGGAUUGGGGUAUUAGAAUUUGGCAUCGACUUUAUGA
Messenger RNA from Paramecium tetraurelia, 1401 nucleotides. RefSeq lists its product as uncharacterized. Gene Ontology annotation, molecular function: starch binding; protein tyrosine/serine/threonine phosphatase activity; carbohydrate phosphatase activity. NCBI's taxonomy places the organism in Eukaryota, Ciliophora, Oligohymenophorea, Peniculida, Parameciidae. The record is from RefSeq and is a predicted model, not a curated record. The transcript has 5 exons. Gene Ontology annotation, biological process: protein dephosphorylation.